CCCCGUGGAACUCGACCUACCAGUACCAGGACCACCCCGCCGGUCCGCUCCUCUACGUCUGCGGCCACAUGUGCGCCGUCGGCACCGCGCUGUACUGCAAGCCGGAGGAUAAGGACAAGAAGCCUGUUUUGUCGGACCUCGCUCGUAAGGACUGUGUAGAGAUAGUCUUUCCGUGCGGAGAGUGUUACGACUCUCAAGCUUGGGUGUGGUGUGACGAACCGUUACAAGCACAGGAGUAUAUCGCUGGGAAUAAGAACAACGGUAGUAGUAGCCAAAAGGUACUGAUCAAUUGUGAAAGCUAU
This is a messenger RNA of Neurospora tetraspora, 302 nucleotides long. RefSeq lists its product as uncharacterized. The transcript has a single exon. The annotation marks the transcript as partial. The record is from RefSeq and is a predicted model, not a curated record. Lineage: Eukaryota; Fungi; Ascomycota; Sordariomycetes; Sordariales; Sordariaceae.